AUGAAGCCGCUACCCGGUGAAUCGCUAAGGACCUGGAACCUCAAGACGACACCGUUCAGGCCAAGCGACCAGGACCUCACUGCAUCUUUUCUGGAGAUCAAGCCCUGUCAGGCCAGGGCCAAGACCAACGCCAUCGCGGACGAUCCUGAUGCGAAGUCAAAGGCAUGCUAUUACGACAAGCAGCAGCCUCAGGAUGAUGUGCACCUUCACCUGUCUGAUUUGUUUGUGAUGCUGGGCGUGAUGGCAAUGGGUCCACAGCAAUUGUCGCAAAGUCAGCCUCGCAAGAAAGGCGAGGAGGAGCUGGAUUUCGUAAAGGACGAGGAUGGUGGAUACCUGGAGAAGUGGCAGCCUCGAAAUGCAAAACGUGCGUGGCAGUUCGAGACACUCGCUCAGGCAACACCGCACGUCGCAGCGACAGUGUCAAAGGAUGUCUUGGCGGUAUCCAAGAUCGGCAUGGACGGUGUGAGCCUCCAAGUGAAUGCCAGCGGCAAGGGUGUCGUCUCCGACUUCAACAGCAGGGGCCAAGCGGCUGGUUGGCUCUCGGGCUUGGCGAUGUGGCCGGAAUCCGGCGUCAUGGUGAGCCCAUGCAAAGUCAUCCGGCAGCAGUACACCAAAGAGUCGGUGGGCAAGGUUGGUAUUGAGAUGAAGAUGUGCCGGCUUUGCUUCCAGGACUACAAGCCCAAGGCGGGUGUUGGUCGACGUCCUUUGGAGACCAUCCUUUUCUCGAACAGGCACCUGUUGGUCGCGGCGGGCUGCAUGAACGGAAAGGUGCAGGAGCGAGUGUCCACUUUUCAGAUGCAGCAAAACACCGGCGAUGGCCUCAUCCUGGCUUUGGUGCGUACCCGAGAUCAAAUCUUUUCAGAUACCCUCUACACGGAGGACACGACGCAUGAAGUUCUACAACUGGUCUUGGUGUUGUGGCUUCACGCAGCUUCACUGACUUUACAGUUUGGCUUGACAUAUCAUCUGUACUUCACCACGGUGGAUGGGUUGGCAGCUCCGUUCAGCAGUGGCAUCACUGACAAGAUGGAGGCGAUACGACAUGCACUUGAUCACGAUCCGCCUGUUCCACUCUCGAAGGACGACCUGGUGCAGAAAGAUGCGCUGGACCUGUGCUUAAAGCAGCACGCCCUUGGACUUACACAUCUCAUGGUGCUGUCGCUCUGGGGCGCGCGGAUGGUGGCCGAGGUCUCUGAGCUGCUGAACAGCGGCACCAUUUUGAGCUUGAUCGCAGAUCCAGACCCGACGCAAAAUGGCUUUCUCGAGGAGAGAGACGAUGGAAAGAUGCUCGUUUCCCACAUGAGUCUGAUGAUGAAAGUGGCGUGCAUCAUAUUGGUGAUCAUCCCAAAACUGGUUUGCACCAGUUUCCUGAUGUGGACAGGUGGAAAGAUGUUCAUGCUGACCCACACCAUGGGAUCCCUCAUCAUCCCGUUGCUGACACUGACCUACAUCUUGCAAAUUCCCGCCAUACUGUUUACUGGUUUCUCUUCCUUCAAGUUCAAGGAGAAGGUUCAGCUGACGCUGUACCAGUACAAGAUAGCGCUUUGCUAUAAUUCCGCGAACUGUCAGAUGUGGGGGCUCACGGUGAUCAAAGCAGCAGCAACAUUUUGCUAUGUCUACUUCAUCUACGUGCUGGCUUUCGGUGAUGUCACAGAGCUCCUUGGCCUGCACUUGUCCAACGUCAAUGCGAGAAGCUCAGAAUUUGUCGCUCAGGUUUUCGAAAUGUGUUCAGAGAGGAGCAUCAUGGCCGAGACUGCGACGGCUCCUACUGAGACUCUUAAGAUCAGCGAUGGUACCACCAUGCAGAUCGCACGCCUCCCCGACAUUGAUGACAACACCUGGGCAGAGGUGAAGGCCUAUGUGGAAGGCAAUCCGGAGACUGCAAAGGCCUUGCAAAGCUUUGCCAAAAACCCGGAAGCCAUGCGAGGCUGGUUGCAGACUCAGGCCAUCGCCGAGCACUACAACACGAAGCUCUCGAACGGCGACGCCCCUGUGGCGGACCGCGUGAAGUCUCUGGAGAAGGACCCUGAGCUGGCCAGCGUCUUUGAGGACAUCAAGAAGAACGGCAUGGAGGCUGCCAUGAAGUACUACCAGGACGAGGAGUUGAUGCUCAAAAUCAGCCAAAAGAUGGGCGGUCUUCCGUCAGAGCUGCAGCCGGUCCUGAAGAAGAUUGACGAGACCGCGCUGACCCUGCAUGAGGCGGCCAAGAACGGAGAUUUGAAGGCUGUUCAGGACCACAAGGCAAAGAAAUUCGGGUCCCUGCAGUUGGCGACUAGCUGUGGCCGCAAGCAGGGCAUCACCGCCCUUGGCUACGCGAUUGGAGCCAACCGGAUAGCUGUUGUGAAGCUACUUUUGGACAGCCGUGCCAAUCCUUAUGCAGUGGACAGCUCUGGCAACAGUGGCCUGCACUACGCAGCUGGCUACGGACGCAAGGAGCUGCUGGAGUACCUCCUCAAAGUUGGAGCCAAUGCAACAUGGCCGCCUCGGAGAAGAGCAUGA
Messenger RNA from Symbiodinium necroappetens, 2499 nucleotides. The record is from the annotation of a GenBank genome assembly. Lineage: Eukaryota; Dinophyceae; Suessiales; Symbiodiniaceae.